GACAUCCAUUCCCUAAAUCUGAGUGAAUUUCAAUACACUCAGACCAACAUCACGGGCCUUACCCUACUUGACCCGAAGGGACAGCAAAUUGGAUACAUGACGAGGGACUGGAUCUCAGGAAAGCCUCACUCGGCCGUCACAAAAGUCGUUUCGGUAUAA
Molecule: messenger RNA, 159 nt
Organism: Oppiella nova
Lineage: Eukaryota; Metazoa; Arthropoda; Arachnida; Sarcoptiformes; Oppiidae
Source: the annotation of a GenBank genome assembly